Molecule: messenger RNA, 1131 nt
Organism: Aplysia californica (California sea hare)
Lineage: Eukaryota; Metazoa; Mollusca; Gastropoda; Aplysiida; Aplysiidae
Product: carbohydrate sulfotransferase 14
Exons: 5
Coding region: 1-1131 (376 amino acids)
Biological process (GO): carbohydrate biosynthetic process
Cellular component (GO): membrane
Molecular function (GO): sulfotransferase activity
Source: RefSeq, a predicted model, not a curated record
AUGGCAACAAGACCUGAUCCCAACGUGGACAUUUCCCACUUCGAGGUAAUAUUCUCUGCCCGAACAGCUGCCCCCUUCUCCGGAGAUAACCCAGAGAUAGCCGGCAGUAGCUCCAGUCAAGGAUUAUCAAGCUUUGAGAAACGACAAAAAUUCGAAAAGAGAAACGCAGAAAGACUACAGCGAGUUCAAGAAAUCUGUCAGUCAAAGGAAAGCCCGACCUACAUUCGUCCUGUUUAUUUCCUUUCGGACCCGGACAGGCAACUUCUGCAAUGUCACGUGGCAAAGGUCGGCUGCUCCUUCUGGACGUCUGUUUUCCGGUUUCUCCACCUGAAGGCUAAAGGUCAGCUGGGAGGUUAUAGGUCACCGCUGGACAUCCCGAGGUUUGAAGUACAUCACGCCAAGGAUCACCCGGAAGAAUUAUAUCCGCGGAGAGUCUUGGCUGCUGAAGGGCCGGAGUCGAAAUCUGUGAGAAACCCUUACUCCCGUCUGUGGAGCGUAUAUCUGGACAAAAUCGUCACACUGAGCCUAUGCACGCCUACCAUCAGCUUCACCGAGUUCUUGAGGAACGUCGGGAUCUCCUACAACAACAACCGACACUACAUGCCCGUCACCAUGAUGUGCAAUCCUUGCAUCUUCAAACCGGACUACAUCGGUUUCCAGGAGACCUUUUCCGACGACGCGUUUCACAUACUCCAAGCUGUCGGACUGGAUCAUGUGGCCCCCAAAAUCAACCAAAGCGUGUACCAGGAACACGAAAUACGCUCCCUCACAGAAUACGCUUACAGCAUACCCGACUACUGGUUUGACAGACAGACAAACAUUUGUCAAAACAAGUCCACCGAAAUGGCCAUGAAUUUGUGGCGCGUGUUUCAAUUCAACGGCCAUAUCCGAUCAGAUCUUCCGUUCCCGAGGGACUUGGAAGAAUAUACACCCGCUUCCGUCACAAAAAUGAUUCUAGAUGUCAUCCAGAAGUUUCCGAUAAGUAAAAAAGAAGCGAAGGAGCAGAAGUUGAAGUAUAUGACGACAGCUUACAAAGAGGUCCCCGCCGACGUCAUAGAGGGGGUGCAGAAAAAGUAUAAAUAUGAUUUUCUCAUGUUUGGAUAUGACGCAAAUGUCGAUGCUUUGAAGUAA